Hordeum vulgare subsp. vulgare (domesticated barley) is the source of this 978-nucleotide messenger RNA. RefSeq names its product RING-H2 finger protein ATL80-like. The transcript has a single exon. NCBI's taxonomy places the organism in Eukaryota, Viridiplantae, Streptophyta, Magnoliopsida, Poales, Poaceae. The coding region runs from base 42 to 821 and encodes 259 amino acids. The record is from RefSeq and is a predicted model, not a curated record.
UCUUCCACAAUACUGUCGUCUCAUUCUCUCCCCCCGGCCGCAUGUUGCUCUGCUCCCAUCACCACAAAGCAAAACCCCAAAGAAAGACACCCACCUAUUUAUCACGCGCUCCGCUCCUCUCCACACUACCGCGAAUUGCCAAUGAUAGUGAUACUUGGAGAACCCAUCCUUCUCGGAGCGAUCUGUCGAUGGCCGAAGCCAAGAGCAUCCACGAGCAGACCACCGGGUGCCUUCCCGUCGACCAGUCCUGCUUCGCGCUUUCCCGGCUGUCCAACGCCUACCGCACCGCCCGCAACAACGACCCGGCCUGCUGCUCCACAACGUCCUACCUUGAGGUCCUCGGCAUCUCCUUCGCCUCGCUGCUCAUCAUCCUCUUCGUGCUCUGCAUGAUACGGUGCUACCUCAUGCGGCGGGCCGUGAACAGGGUCACGGUCGGGGCCGCGACGUCGGCAGGCGCGGGGGCGUCCGUGGUGGUCAAGAAGAAGCCUGCCGGCCUCAGCGAGGAUGCCAUCGCCGCGCUGCCCAAGUUCGAGUACCGAGGCACGACCGACGAGAGUGACCAAUGGGAGUGCUCGAUAUGCCUCUGCACGAUGGCCGACGGCGAGGUGGCCAGGCAGCUACCUAGAUGCAUGCACCUCUUCCACAGGGCGUGCGUCGACAUGUGGCUCACGGCGCACACCACAUGCCCGGUGUGCCGAGCCGAGGUGGCCAAGGCGACGGACAACGACGACAGCUGCGCCAAGACGCCUGCGGCCGAGGCCGGUCCGUCGGAACCGGCUAGGUUGGAGGAUGGCCAGAGGGAUUUGGAGGCGCAGUUAUAGCGUGAGAGGCGCAUGCGCUUGCUCCCCUGGUUGUGUAGGUGUAACUUUUCUAUUUUGGCGCCCCUUUAGGGUAGUGAUUUUGAGCCAUUUCUUUUUUUGCAAACGGUUUCCAGGAUAAGAAUAAAACGAGGAGAGAAGAUAGUGAUUCUUAGUAUUU